AUGGAGUCCUGCUAUCACCAUUUUUCUUCUUCACUGAGCAGCAUCCAUACUCUGAAGAAGCCUUCGUUGUUGCCCAUCACAGUAAUAAAUACAAAUCUUUCUAGUAGUUCGGGUAGAAGAUGUUAUAUUGUCACAAAUAUGAUGAAGCCCUCAAUGCAAGAAGCAGCCUCUGCUUUUUCUUACAAGAAAUUCAUUCACUUUGCUCUGGAAGAAACCAGGAAACAUACCCAUUUAAGCCCCUCUCCCUUACAGGAAAAUUUCAGUCACUUGAUGGCCAUGGAUGGGAAAACAGAGCUUCAAAUGCUCUCUUAUGAGGCUUCUAAGAUUAGACUAUUGCGUAGUUUGUGUGUUGAACAGAGUGACGGAAUUCAGGUCUUGGAUCUUGGUAUAUUCCCCAGACCAGAAUUUGAUCUACCUAUUUUUUGUGCCAAUUUUUUCACCACCGCUACCAUGAACAUCAUUGUACUGGACCUUAACCCGUUACAUGAUAUCAUCAAUCAGAGGGAUUACAAGGAGAAGUAUUAUAAGUGUUUAAUUCCUCUUGGCCUUAAGCAUGCUGAGCUUUUACCCUGGGGAGGAAAGAUUACGAGUGAAUCUUUGAGAUUUUUCUCACCGAUAGUUAUAUGGACCAAGUUCUCUCCAAGCGAAUCUAAGCACAGUGCUUUAUAUUGUGCCUUCAAGGAAUAUCUCAAGGUGUGGCUCGAGCUGAUGGACCAAGCAACAGAGGAGACCAGAGGUCCACAAAUUAUGUGCAAUCUCGAAGCACAGCAUAGGUAUCUAACAUGGAGAGCAGAAAAGGAUCCAGGUCAUCAAGUUUUGACGAGACUAAUUGGGGAGACUCGUGCUAAGGAAACAAUUAGAAAGUUCCUCUUCAAUGGAGUUGACGAGCUUGGAAGCAAAACAUUUCUCGACUACUUUCCAGAGUAUGAGUGUGAGGAUGGAACUAUAAAUCGGAAGCGCAGUGUGAUUGGAAAAUCAUUCGAAAGUCGACCCUGGGAUAGUAGAGGAGAAUUUAUUGGUGACAAUUAUGGAUAG
Fraxinus pennsylvanica is the source of this 1035-nucleotide messenger RNA. The record is from the annotation of a GenBank genome assembly. NCBI's taxonomy places the organism in Eukaryota, Viridiplantae, Streptophyta, Magnoliopsida, Lamiales, Oleaceae.